UGUAACAUCCGCAGCGCUACUCUCUCUCUCUAUUAAUCCGCUCUUCUUCUUCUUUUUCUAAAACUUCCAUUACUUCCAGCAGCAGCUGCAUUUCUAGUAUACUCGCAGUUGUUGUGUUGUAGCUACCAGGCGCUCUGUUUUCGGCUAGACAAAACUACAAACACCUGUCGACCAUGGCUGACGACGCUGUCGUUGCAGUCUACAGCAACACCGCCAUCGCCGACGCCAAGAAGAAUAACACCUUCUCCAUCAAGGUCGGCCUCGCGCAGAUGCUACGGGGCGGGGCGAUCCUGGCCGUUACUGAUGCCGAGCAGGCCAAGAUCGCCGAAGAAGCCGGUGCGUGUGCUGUUGUCGUCUCGGAACGUGCUGUUGCCGGCAUUGCACGUAUGGCAGAUCCGUUGCUCGUGAAGGAAAUCAAGCGGGCUGUCUCCGUCCCUGUAAUUGCCAAGGCCCGUGUUGGCCAUUUUGUUGAGGCGCAGAUCCUUGAAUCGAUCGGCAUCAACUACAUUGAUGAGAGCGAGGCGCUUGCUGUUGCUGAUGAAGAUCACCAUAUCAACAAGCACAAUUUCCGGGUCCCCUUUGUCUGCGGCUGCCAGAACCUUGGUGAGGCCCUGCGGAGGAUAAGAGAAGGGGCGGCUAUGAUCAGGACUGAGGGUGAUAUCUCUGGUGACGGGAACAUUGUGGCUGCUGUCAGGCAACUGAGGUCGGUGAUGGGGGAGAUUCGGGUUCUUAGUAACAUGGACGACGAUGAGGUGUUUACUUUCGCAAAGAGAAUUGAAGCCCCUUAUGAUCUUUUGGCACAGGCCAAGCAGCUGGGCAGGCUACCCGUGGUGCUAUUUGCAUCUGGUGGCAUUGCUACACCGGCUGAUGCUGCACUGAUGAUGCAACUGGGAUGCGACGGGGUGUUUGUGGGCCGUGAGAUUUUUGAUGGGGCCAAUCCCUACGGCCGAGUUCGCGCAAUUGUUAGGGCAGUGGCCCAUUACAAUGAUCCACACGUACUGGCAGAAACUAGCACUCGACUGAAUGAUGCAAUGGCAGGGCUCAAUCUUAGUGAGGACGGGGUCGAACAGUUUGUGGGCGGAGGGCUGGCAAGCAAGAAUUGCUGAACUGGAUGAUUCAAGGACCACUUCAGUGUGUGUGGGUCAUGACUUGCUAAGCUAGUGUCCGGAAGCAAUGGCUAAACCCAAAAGGCUCAGCUCUAUUUCAUGGGCUUGGAAUUAUGCAACAAUGGUAAACUGUCACUACCUUCACUAGGGUUAAAGCAUGGUUUCAUAGCAACUGUAGUGUAUUAAUUGUCAUUUGUCAUCAUCUAAUAGAUUCAAUAUUGGAAGCCAAUGUGUCAGUUUUCAGCAUAUCUACACAUGUAUGCACUUCCGGCUCCUUAGGUCCUGUUUGGUAGAUGCCUAAAAAUGAGUUCAUCUCAUUUUAGUUAACAAUAAUUAUGUAUCAGAGAUCUUCAUCUAUACAAUUAAUGUUAACAUGAACUCAUUUAUGUAUUAGAGAUCAAGAUCUCUAAUAUAUAAUUACUGCUAAGUAAAAUGAGAUAACUUAUUUUUAGGUGUCUACCAAACAGGGCCAGGUUGUUGGGGAUCCAAACUCGUUGAGGCUUAACAUGUCUGCAUUAGUGGCUGCUUAUGCUUUUCUUUCUAUAUCAUUCUUCUCAUAUAAGUUCUUCUAACUUUGUCAUCUUCAUUCUGCUAAAUUUUGAUAUCAUAAAGCUCUAUGCAUUAAGAAAGUUCAUUAGCUGUUUUCACUCUGUGAUUGAUGUCAUUUGUCAAAAAAACUUGUGGCUAAUUGACCCAAUUUCAAACAUUCCAUGACUCAUCGUUGUCCAAACACCACCUCCCUCCCCACACUAACAUGUCCGAACUGGUGUUUUAAAUAGCGUAGCAUUUGGCCCUCUAUAGUGUGUAGUGUAAGCUACACAAAACUCGGUACUUUUUAAUUAAAAUAAAAGAAAGACGUGAAAAUUUUACAAAAUGCAUAAUUCCUAUGAGUUGUUGACUGUGAAUCUAAAUCGUCAACCACAUAUUUCCAUGCAAAAUCUCUCCAUCUCUUUGGCUUCAAACAUCUCUAAGUGUGAACAUUAUUA
This is a messenger RNA of Magnolia sinica, 2092 nucleotides long. RefSeq names its product pyridoxal 5'-phosphate synthase-like subunit PDX1.2. The coding region runs from base 174 to 1106 and encodes 310 amino acids. The transcript has 2 exons. NCBI's taxonomy places the organism in Eukaryota, Viridiplantae, Streptophyta, Magnoliopsida, Magnoliales, Magnoliaceae. Gene Ontology annotation, molecular function: amine-lyase activity. The record is from RefSeq and is a predicted model, not a curated record. Gene Ontology annotation, biological process: amino acid metabolic process; pyridoxine biosynthetic process; pyridoxal 5'-phosphate biosynthetic process.